Molecule: messenger RNA, 573 nt
Organism: Parascedosporium putredinis
Lineage: Eukaryota; Fungi; Ascomycota; Sordariomycetes; Microascales; Microascaceae
Source: the annotation of a GenBank genome assembly
AUGGUCGAUGAUGCCGGCAACGAGCACCCGGCCGAGUGCUUCAACAAAGUUGUCUACAACCUUCAUCCUUCCUUCGAUAACCCCGUUCAGACCUUCACUAAGCCCCCUUACGCUUGUAAGAACGAGGGUUGGGGUGAAUUCGAAUUGACCAUUGACUGCUACUACACGGAAAAGUCCAAGGUCACAGUCGCCCACGACUUGAACUUCCAACAGAAUGUCUACGACGUCGUGCGACCCGUCUCCUUCAAGAACCCUUCCCAAGCUCUCCAAGAGAAGCUUAGGGAGCUUGGCCCUCUUCCCACGGACGACGACCGUCCCAAGAAGAAGGGAAUCGCAUCCAAGAAAUCAAGCUCUCAGAAGUAUGAUUAUGAAAAGAUUGCCGAUGCAAUGGAGAAGCUCGAGGAAGAUGAUCUUCUUAAGGUGAUUCAGAUCAUCAAUGACUACAAGAGCGCAGAUACAUAUAUCAAGAGCGACAUCGAUGCGGGCGAGUUCUCUAUUGACCUGUACACCAUGCCUGAGAUCCUUACCAAGACUCUCUGGGACCAUCUCUCGAAGAAAGGGCUCGUGAAUUAA